CUCCCCACCUGUUCUUCCACUCCUCAUUCAUUCACCGCGUUAGUCAGCUGCUGGCAGCCAGGUAGCUCUUCCCCUCCGGUCACUCCUCAGUAUUCGGAUUCUCCGCGUCUGAACGCAACUUUUUGAGUGGAAGAGGCUCCAAGAACGCCAUCCUACAGUACCCAAGAUGCCCUACAGUUCCACGCUCUCGGGCGGCGCCGGCAAGAAGGCCAAGGCGGUGAGCACGCAGUCGGACGGCCGCUCCUUCGAGGAGAUCCGGCAGGAUUGCCUGAGGAAGGGCAUCCUCUUCGAGGACCCAGACUUCCCCGCUGUAGACUCAACGCUCUUCUACAGCCAGAGCGUGCCCAUCAACUUUGAAUGGAAGAGGCCCAAGGAGCUGUGUGACAAUCCCAAGUUCAUCCUCGGAGGAGCAUCGAGAACAGACAUAUGCCAAGGACAACUGGGGGACUGUUGGCUGCUGGCUGCCAUCGCUUCCCUGACGCUGCAGAAGGAGACUCUGGCCAGAGUGGUGCCUCAUGACCAGGAGUUCGACCGCGGAUACGCCGGGAUAUUCCACUUCCAGUUCUGGAAGCAUAACCAGUGGUUGGACGUGGUGGUGGAUGAUCGCCUCCCGGCCGUGAGGAACCGUCUGGUCUUCGUCCACUCAGCCGACAACAAUGAGUUCUGGAGCGCCCUGCUGGAGAAGGCCUACGCCAAGGUUCACGGCAGCUACGAGUCCCUGAAGGGGGGCAGCACUCUGGAGGCCAUGGAGGACUUCACGGGGGGCGUGGGGGAGAUGUACGAGACCAAGCAGGCUCCCGCCAACCUCUUCAGCAUCCUCAGGAAGGCCCUGGACAGGGGAUCCAUGCUGGGCUGCUCCAUCGAUAUCACCAGCUCUGCAGAGUCUGAAGCGCGCACCUCCACUGGACUCGUCAAAGGCCAUGCCUACUCUGUCACCGGCUUGGAAGAGGUGAACUACAGGGGGCAGAAGGUGCAGUUGAUUCGGGUGAGGAACCCAUGGGGCCAGGUGGAGUGGAACGGACGCUGGAGCGACGACUCCAGGGAGUGGAACAUGAUUGACAAGGCGGACAGGGAUCGCAUCCUACGCCACGCCAAGGACGACGGAGAAUUCUGGAUGGAGUUUGAUGACUUCAAGGCCAACUAUGACAAGAUUGAGAUCUGCAACCUCACGCCCGACUCCCUGACGGACAACGUCAAGAGGAAGUGGGAGGUGAACAUGUUCGAGGGCAACUGGAUACGAGGAUCCACCGCCGGAGGAUGCAGAAACUUUAUAGACACGUUCUGGACAAACCCCCAGUUCCGGCUGAACCUGCAGGAUGCGGAUGACGAUGAUGACCAGUGCAGUGUGAUCGUCGCCCUGAUGCAGAAGAACAGGAGGCAGCUGCGCAAGGAGGGCAUGGACCUGGAGGCCAUCGGAUUCGCCAUGUACGAUGCCCCGGAUGACGACGACCACCUGGGUAAGGACUUCUUCCGCUACCACGCCUCCAAGGCGCGCAGCCGCACCUACAUCAACAUGCGCGAGGUGUCGGAGCGCUUCACGCUGCCGCCGGGGAAAUACGUGCUGGUGCCCACCACCUUCCAGCCGCACCACGAGGCCGACUUCAUGCUCAGGAUAUUCUCCGAGAAGGCGGCCGGCGCUGAGGAAAUGGGAAACAGUGUUGAUGCUGACCUACCAGAUCCCCCCAUGCCCAGUGCCCCCGAGGACGAGACAGAUGAGGAGAAGGGACUCAGGAGACUCUUUGAACAGAUCGCUGGCUCGGACCAGGCCAUCAGUGCCAAGGAGUUGCAGCAAGUGCUGAAUGGAGUCCUCAGCAGAAGGAGGGAGAUCAAGUUCGACGGCCUCACCCUCAACACCUGCCACAGCAUCAUCAACCUCAUGGACGUGGACAACACAGGUCAGCUUGAGUUCCAGGAGUUCAAGAUCUUCUGGGAGAAACUGAAGAAAUGGAUCAUGCUGUUCCUGUCCUUUGACACCGAUCGCUCAGGCCGCAUGUCCUCCUACGAGCUACGUAUCGCUCUCAAAGCAGCAGGUAUGCACCUGAACACCAAGCUGCUUCAGCUGCUGGGUCUGCGCUUCUCAGAUAAGAACUACGACAUCGACUUUGAUGACUACCUCACCUGCAUCGUCAGACUGGAGAACAUGUUCCGAGUCUUCCAGGCCAUGGACAAGUAUAAAAGAGGAGAAGUCACCAUGAAUAUGCACCAGUUCCUUUUCUUGUCGAUGAACGUCUGAGGAAUUGAACACUUGCGGCAAAGGGCAUGCUGACGCCAGGAGAGAGAGAUGGCACCAAGGACAUGCAAGGAAACAAUGUGUGAAUCCGCAGGAUUAGAGAAGAAGAAGGGUAGCCUUUCUCACAAUGUCCCAUCUUGUUUUUUCCUUUAUACUUUGUUACACUCACAAUGUACCUUUUUUGUGUAUACUUUGUAAGCACUCGCUACUGUGACUUUCUCCAUCAUUAUUACAAUGUCUGAAUCAGCAGGCAUAGAGGAGCGGAAUAGCCACCCCAAUGUAUCUUUUUUGUUUUUGUUUAUAUGCCUUGUUACAUGCUCCAUUGAGACAGUUUCUCUGCCUUUUACAAUGUGCCGAUCAGCAGGCUCAGAGGAGAGGUGUGACCAUUCUCACAAGUUAAAUUAAAACUUCAUGUAAACGUAGCCAAUGUCAAUUAGGCCUACUAUGUUACACUCUGUCAUGAAUGUUUCUCAUAUCAUACUCAAUUAUGGUAUACAGUUUUAUCCAUCACCUUUUCCUUAUGGUGCUUGAAAAGCCAAUUAAAAAAGAUUUACACUGAUCGUCAUUCUUGACUAGAUACAUUACCACAUGUAGAUUAUAUUAUCACAUUUUACAGUUACAUUUUUUUUCACAUUCCUUUCUUUUUGUAUACAUUAAAAGGUGUUAGCUUGUGAAUUUGGGGGGAAAAAACGCUGUUCGCCACGCAUAACCCAUUUAAACAUACAGGCUCAUAAAUGUGGUUAUGGGGAUAACCUUGAGAAAAUGUUCUGUCGGGUUGCUGAGAGUUGCUUGAUCUGCUUUAUAAGAUGAAAACAGAAAAAAAGGUAGGCUUCAUUUUACAGCAACUUAUAAUAUGUCCGAUUUGUGUCCUGAUGGGUACGAUUUCCUGAAGACAAAAAUGUACAUGUCGUUCCCCCAAAGUGUAAAAAUAAAGAAUUGAAUGAAAUGAGCAUAUGAACAAAACAAAAAUAAACCUUAAAGAAAUCA
Molecule: messenger RNA, 3217 nt
Organism: Engraulis encrasicolus (European anchovy)
Lineage: Eukaryota; Metazoa; Chordata; Actinopteri; Clupeiformes; Engraulidae
Gene: capn9
Product: calpain 9
Exons: 21
Coding region: 167-2233 (688 amino acids)
Biological process (GO): proteolysis
Cellular component (GO): cytoplasm
Molecular function (GO): calcium ion binding; calcium-dependent cysteine-type endopeptidase activity
Source: RefSeq, a predicted model, not a curated record